CUCAAAACUGUCGAAUUUCGACAUUUAAAUUGAUUCGAACUUCUCAAUGAUCUCCAAUGGCUUCCACCCCUCGAACACGCAAAUCGUCAACUCCGGUCACUCCCACCGUCAAUCUCAAACCCUCAAAAACUCGAACUUCGCCGUAUCCACCGGCGUAUUCUCCUUCUACUUCUACAGCGCCUAAGUCUCAUUCCUCGUCUCUCGAACCAUCCCCAGGAUUCUUCCCUACCUCUAGGGCUGAAUUCCUGAGGCUCGUCGCUGUAAUCUCCAUUGCCGCCUCCAUCGCAUUCACCUGUAAUUACAUCUUUGCCGUUAUCAAUCAACAGCCAAAGCCCUUUUGUAAUAGCAAUUCAGAAUUUGAUGACUCCUUAUCUGACUCCUGUGAGCCUUGCCCAAGUAAUGGAGUAUGCUCUGAAGGCAAAUUGGAGUGUGCCCUUGGCUACCGGAAGCAUGGAGACUUAUGCAUAGAAGAUUCAAAAGUUAAUGAAGCAGCCAAGGAACUUUACAAAUAUGUAGAAGCUCACGUGUGUGAGGAAUAUGCUCAACACUUCUGCAGUGGCACUGGUGUUAUUUGGGUUCAAGAAGAUGGGAUUUGGAAUAAAUUCGACGAGAAUAAGCUGAUGGAAUAUUAUGGCUUGAGUAGCAUUACAUAUGGUCAUGCAAAGCAGAGAGCAAUUGAGGCAAUUGGUAAAACCCUUGAGAGAAGGAUUGACCAGCAUGGAAUUAAGGAGUUGAAGUGUCCAGAGCUGCUAGCUGAAAAUUACAUACCACUUUCUUGUCGUGUUCAACAGUGGAUUGUAGAGCAUGCUCUAGUGUUACUUUCUGCUUCUGCAUUGCUUGUUGGGUGUGUCAUAAUACUUUUGAAGGUCAGAAGGAAACACUACUUGUCAGUCCGAGCUGAAGAACUUUAUAAUAAGGUUUGUGAUGUACUUGAAGAGAAGGCACUGAUUGCAAGGGAUUCAAACAGUGAGGGUGAACCAUGGGUGGUUGCUUCGUGGUUGCGAGAUUAUCUUCUUUCACCCAAGGAAAGAAAGGACCUGUUGUUGUGGAAAAAGGUUGAGGAGUUGGUUCGUGAAGAUUCACGUUUAGAGCUGUACCCUAAGGUGGUGAAGGGUGAACCUAAGUUGGUGUGGGAGUGGCAAGUUGACGAUUUUCUAAGCUCAUCUGGAAAGAAAAAGGCGCGGGGUGAGAACACGCCAUUGACAGGUGAACACAUAUCUUUUCAACCGAAACUCUGGGCAUCAACGCCUGCUGCUGAAGUUCAUAGCUGAGGUGGUUUUCCAGAGGCCGGUGAACAUGGUUGUAUGUAUGUUAACACAAAUCAUUGUAAGUUCUCUUACACUGUAGAAUCUGCAUCUUCAAUAUAGUAGUUUGGAAACACGAGAAAAGAAUGGACAAAUAUGACUUACCUAAUACAAAUUUGAUAUUCAUUUAUAAUCCCUAAUAUGAAAAAAUUAAAUAAGAAAAGAUCUGAACAAAGUAGCUCUUGUGUGAAGUGCAGGAAUUCAAUAUAGUUUCACUA
Ipomoea nil (Japanese morning glory) is the source of this 1522-nucleotide messenger RNA. RefSeq lists its product as uncharacterized. Lineage: Eukaryota; Viridiplantae; Streptophyta; Magnoliopsida; Solanales; Convolvulaceae. The coding region runs from base 57 to 1271 and encodes 404 amino acids. Gene Ontology annotation, cellular component: nuclear inner membrane. The record is from RefSeq and is a predicted model, not a curated record. The transcript is spliced from 11 exons. Gene Ontology annotation, molecular function: chromatin binding.